This is a messenger RNA of Phacochoerus africanus (Common warthog), 5073 nucleotides long. RefSeq names its product cornichon family AMPA receptor auxiliary protein 1 (gene CNIH1). The transcript is spliced from 5 exons. Gene Ontology annotation, biological process: vesicle-mediated transport. NCBI's taxonomy places the organism in Eukaryota, Metazoa, Chordata, Mammalia, Artiodactyla, Suidae. The coding region runs from base 91 to 525 and encodes 144 amino acids. The record is from RefSeq and is a predicted model, not a curated record.
GUGGCCGCGGGAAGUGAAUGGUUUUACCCAGAGGGCCCUGCGCCGCCUUUCUCCGCUGGCGCCGGCGCUGCUCCCUGCUCCUCCCCGGCCAUGGCGUUCACGUUCGCGGCCUUCUGUUACAUGCUGGCGCUGCUGCUCACUGCAGCGCUCAUCUUCUUCGCCAUUUGGCACAUUAUAGCAUUUGAUGAGCUGAAGACUGAUUACAAGAAUCCUAUAGACCAGUGUAAUACCCUGAAUCCUCUUGUCCUUCCAGAGUACCUCAUCCAUGCUUUCUUCUGUGUCAUGUUUCUUUGUGCUGCAGAGUGGCUUACCUUGGGUCUCAAUAUGCCCCUCUUGGCAUAUCAUAUUUGGAGGUAUAUGAGUAGACCAGUGAUGAGUGGACCAGGACUCUAUGACCCUACAACCAUCAUGAAUGCAGAUAUUCUAGCUUAUUGUCAGAAAGAAGGAUGGUGCAAAUUAGCUUUUUAUCUUCUAGCAUUUUUUUACUACCUAUAUGGCAUGAUUUAUGUUUUGGUGAGCUCUUAGAACAACACUCAGAAGAAUUGGUCCAGUUAAGUGCAUGCAAAAAGCCACCAAAUGAAGGGAUUCUAUCCAGCAAGAUCCUGUUUCCAAGAGUAGCCUAUGGAAUCUGAUCAGUUACUUUAAAAAAUGACUCCUUAUUUUUUAAAUGUUUCCACAUUUUUUGCUUGUGGAAAGACUGUUUUCAUAUGUUAUACUCGGAUAAAGAAUUUAAAUGGAAUUACGUAUAAAUUAAUAUAAAAUGAUACCUCUGGUGUGGACAGGUUUGAACUUGCACUCCUUAAGGAACAGCCAUAAUCCCGUGAAUGAUUGCAUUAAUUAUUGACUGUCUUUAGUCCAUUGGAAGCUUUUGUUUUUAGGAACUUAUAGGGCUCAUUUUGGUUUUACUGAAAUGCCAUUUAAUUAUAAAUUAGCUGUAGAUAUCAGGUGCUUCUGAUGAACUGAAAAUAUAUAUCUGACCUGUGGGAAACUUCGGGUUUCUGCAUCUAUCAUGUAGGUGAUUAUAUAUGGAUAAAUUAAAAAAAAAUGAGUGGGGGUUUUUUCCCCUUAGACUUGAAAUAUUAUUCCUAUAUUGCAUGAAUGAGAGAUUUCCAUAUUUCCACCAGAGUAAUAUACUUGCUUUAAUUCUUAAGCAUAAUUGAACAAGAUACAAAAAUAUAUGCUGACUUACUUGUGAAGAAUGCAUUUAAAGCUUUUUAAAUGUGUUUUAAUUUGUGAGACAUUACUUAUUAAGAAAUUGGUAAUAACUACACAUAAUUGUUCUAAUCUGGUGGUAAAGGUAUUCUUAAGAAUUUGCAAGUACUUUAGAUUUUCAAAACUGAAUGAGAGAGAACAUUGUAUAACCGUCCUGCUGUUCCUUUAGUGCAAUACAAUAAAACUCUGAAAUUAAGACUUAUUUUCAGUGCAUUGUUUUAAAGAUUACAAAUAGCUAUUUCUUAAACUUGCUUAUUCCAAAUAAAGACAUCACUGUCAGUUUUUUAAAAAGAUAAUAGAGUGUUACAUUGUGGGUUUAUUUUUGUUUUUAAAUACCAUGCUUGGAUCUGAGAAGGGUGAUUUUUUUUUUUAAAUGGUUAAGUACAUCCCACCCUCUUGUCACUUGACAAAAUUCAUAAACACUAAUGACACAGCAUCUUCAUUUUUCUUACCACUUUAAAAAAUUAUUGUGAAACUUAAAAUGUUUAAAAUAUUUUUUUUCCUUCUUGAAACAGCAGGUUUUAAGGUUAAAUGACUUAAAAUUUGUUUUUGUUUUUUUUUUUUUUGCUGCUGCUAAGGCAGGUACAUGAUGGCUUGCAUGUUUUCAUAAGCAUUCUUGUGCUUGAUUUAGAAUGAGGAAGUUGAGGCAAUUGACAACAGUGUAAGUAGUUCAAAUUUUCUUAAAAGAUCAAAGAAAGAAAACUACUAUAUAUACAAAUUUCACAUAAGGGAGUUUAUGGAUGUGUUAAUGGAAGUCUUACACCAAGUACCCCUUGAAUUAGAUGUUUUAUUCUCUACUAGUGAAAAAAUGCUUUCCACCUUUGGAGGAGUGGCUGUUACUGAUAGGGUAAUGGAGGUGAACUUGUUGAAGGAGGAGGUAGAACCAGAGGAGUGAGGGUAGGUAGUCAAACAUUUCAUGAGAGAAGCUUGAAAGCCUCUGUAUUUUGUGGUCUGGAGGAGACCUGGAAGGAUCUGACUGUUCAUCAGUUCAUGCAGCAUAUUGUUUAUUGAGCCCUUGCUAGCACUGAGGACUCACAAUCUGAGUAUAAGCAAACAUUUAGUUUCUUUUCCACCCACUUGUACUAGUGUUGCACCCCUUUUCUUGUUCACAAGUACUUUGAUCAUGAGAGACCUGGCUAAGCCUUCUAGGCUUCAGAUAGGUUUUGUGGGGCAGCUGUUUCUUCAUUCCUGUCAAAGUAUUUUCAUGAGCUCCUGCUGUCUUCUGAGUUUUAACAAACAUCCUUUUAAUAAUGUAUUCCACAGUAUUCUCCAGGAUUAAUAAUGCCAGGUGUACUGGUUGGAAUUUGUGGAAGCACCUUUCUCAUGCUUCAGAAAUUAGAUAUGUAGUUGUUAGCUGAUUCCUCAGAGGUGACUGACAGUGAGGUUCACCCACCUCAGUGGUAGGUUGUUAGUUCCUAGGCAUGUAAGUGAUUAGAAGAUUGCGUACCCGGAUGCUGUCCUAAUACCUACUUAUCUUUACCUUUGCCAGUGUUUUAUGAAAUUAAGUCACUUAGAAAAGAAAGCAGAAACAUAAUAUUUGUAUUUGACAGUAAGCAGCUGGCUCUUUUCCUUGCUCUGAAUUUGAUUUGUUCCUCCUGUUAAUCUGGUUUAGGUGGUCCUAGCCCUGUUUCUCUUAGUCCUGUAUGCCCAUCUGAAACAUAGCCUGGCUCUGUAAUCCUUUCCAAUUUAGCCAGACUGCACCCUGGGCAGCCACAGUUGUUUAUUUAGGAAUUGUUUUUUCCCUUGUUACAAUUACUUUUGCUAUACUGUGUUUUGGUUGAUCUUUAAGAGCUUUCCAACUCUCUGAAACCAUUAGUGUAGCACGAUGUGGUUUAUACCUGUAUUAGCAACUCCUUGUUGCUGUUGGUACUACAGAUUCUCCUACAUUAAAGUCUUGAUAACAAGUGUAGUCUAUUUAGUAUCUCUUCUAUUAAGUAAUAAUAGUGUAUCAUGGCAGUAUAUCCCAGUAGUGCUAAGGAGGUAUAGGGGUAGAAACUUUCCUGAAUGCCCAAAUCUGGAUUUUAUUAAUAACGUCUGAUGAUUUUCGCAAUAUUUAACUGAUACUUCCCACUCCCUAUCCCAGAGUAAAGGAGAGUUAGGUCACAGGCUGCACAUAAACUGCCAAUUUGUUUGAAGUUUGAAUUACUUUUCAUAGGAAGGAGGUGGUUAUAGGAAAUGACCAGACAAUCUACUUUUGACAUGUAUCAGGUUUUACUACUAAAGCAUUUGAGAAGCCAAGUGGAUUAUGCCAUGAAUGGCCAGAACCUACCAGUCAAGUUCAGAUAGCCAGAUAAUGGUCUUACACAGAGCAACAGAAUGCGUGGCAGUAUGUCUUUUAAAAGCCUUUUCAGUAUUUUUCAGCUGAGGACCACUCAUUUAUUGUGACACUUAAAAUGUUAAAAUUUUUUUUUGUUGUUGUUGUCUUUUUGCCUUUUUCUAGGGCCGCUCCCACAGCAUAUGGAGCUUCCCAGGCUAGGGGUCCAAUCAAAGCUGUAGCCGCCAGCCUAUGCCAGAGCCACAGCGCCGCGUCUGAGACCUACACCACAGCUCACGGCAACACCGGAUCCCUAACCCCCUGAGCAAGGCCAGGGAUCGAACCCGAAACCUCAUGGUUCCUAGUCGGGUUCAUUAACCACUGCGCCACGAGGGGAACUCCAAUGUUUAAAAUAUUUUUUAAACAUGGAGCUUUGCUUUGCUCUGCAGAUCAACAGUGUGUAUUUUGAAAAUUCGUCACAUAAUUGCAUAGGAAAGAAAUAGAGAUGUAGAUACACUUUGAAACUAGCAAAUCACUUUCCUUGGUAUAACACUUCUCUUUUCCCCCAUAUUAUAUAUUUAUGAACAGUAUUCAUGAAUUAUUAUUGCCACAGUACUAAGAAUGGCUUCUGUGGAUUUCUUAUACCUUGCAGGGGAGUGGGCUUUCAUCUUAGGCGUGGUUACAUUCUAGCAGUGUGAUAUGUCAAGCCCAUGAAAAUAACCUGUAUUCAAAAGUAUACAUCCAAUUUACUUAUAUCAUGUAACACUCCAAAUGUGCAUCUUUCAGUUGUACAGUAUAAUUGUAAGAAGAUUUGACAGCUUAAUAUUUUAAAACAGCUCUUUCAAAGGGGAAAGAUAAAAAUAUCAGUACCUUGUCCAACAUUGUUCAUGAAAGUAUCCAUAUUCAUCCUUUGAGGAAGCUAUCAACAUUGUUAAUCUCAAAUAAUUUAAGCUCUUUUGCUGAAAUCAGGCAUUGAUGUCUGGUCAGACCAGCAGCUGAUGAGUCUGGCACUAGUGUUACAGCUUAGCAGAUGGUUCUGAACUAAUAUUCCGGGGUGGUGCCAAGGGAGAAAAUGGAGUUCCGUUUCUGGAUAUGUCCAGUAGCUUUCUUAGAACAGUUUUACUUUGAUUAAAAUUAAGUUUUAAAGUUAAAUGUCUACCAGGAGUAAACAACUCUGCUGCUUGUUCUGCUUGGUUUUGGCAAAUAGUAUUAACCACGUAUGGUGUUGUGUGGGAUUUGAGUGAAGGUUUUACCUUACUUCAGUUUUACUAAUGAACAUGGUGGGAGAUGAAGAGAACACCUAGACAUGGAAAAGACUAAGUUAAUUUUUAGAGUACACUGCUUUUCCUAGGUAUAAUAAACAUUUGGUUACUGUUUGUGUAUUCUGGGGAGGAAAAAUUUCUUGAAUAAUGAUGACUAGGUAGACCUUAAAACUACUAAGGGAGACACAGAAUAUAGUUAGCUGUGCUCAUGUUUUGUUAAUCUAAGUUAACCUUAAUGGUGCUGUACCACCGUCCAAAGACAAUGCCCUUAUGUUGUCCUCCCUUCUUAGAGACUGCUUGCUUUAUUUUGCUUUUGUAUAUUUAAUAAAAACUGUCUCAAAUGUU